Dentiscutata heterogama is the source of this 528-nucleotide messenger RNA. Lineage: Eukaryota; Fungi; Glomeromycota; Glomeromycetes; Diversisporales; Gigasporaceae. The record is from the annotation of a GenBank genome assembly.
AUGCCAAAGUUAAAAUGUAAAAAUGCUGCAAAAGAAUGUAUACUUACACAAGGUAGAGAUAAUGAAGAAAGGUUUUCAAAAACUAUAGACACAGAAAGUAGUAAUUCAGAAUAUAGUGAUCCAGAACUUUUAAUUUAUGAAUCAGAGAACAAUAAUGAGGAAGAACUUGAUAAUGAGAUAGAACCUAAUGAAGAAGAAGCUAAAUAUUCAAAACGUACUCAGCAAUAUAAAAAUAAAGAGUUACAAGAGGCAGUGCAAGGAUCAAUGAGUUUGGAUAAUUUUUUUGAACCAAAAAAAAAAUUAGAUAUUAAGUAUGAAAUGUCAGACUCAGAUACAAGCGAUUUAGAUAUAACAAAUGACAGUUCUAUUUCAGAAGAGUUAAAUAAAUUAAAUAACACACUUAAUAAUAUGAAGCAUAUGAAUGCUUAUAAAUACCUUUGCUAUCUAGCUAUUUAUAAAUAUUUUACAAAAAUUUUUGACUAUGAAAAGCCACAAUCUCAUAUAGAAUUAAGUCUUGAAAUAUUAUAA